Cuscuta europaea is the source of this 1012-nucleotide messenger RNA. Lineage: Eukaryota; Viridiplantae; Streptophyta; Magnoliopsida; Solanales; Convolvulaceae. The record is from the annotation of a GenBank genome assembly.
AUAUACCAAUGCGGCAGUCCUGUAAUCCCGUGUACUCUCUUGGCAAAUCCAUCUCCCACAGCGAAGCCCAAAAAAACGUGGCCCAACAUCCAAAAUUCGUGCUCCACAGCCACGCAAGCACGAAGGGCGCAGAACCGCAGAGGGCCAGAGGAACUCAUCGGAAAUAACUCAAAUCCCAACUCUUCGUCCUUCGGCCGCAGAGAAGAACUGAAGAAUCUCUAUUGCUGCAAAAUCACGGUCGGCCCACGGACUCUAGCUGAGUAGGCGGAGUAGCAGCUAAUUCUCGUCUCUCAUCUUUCGAUUGCCAUAGCGUGUAGUGCUCUGCGCGCUAUUGUCGCUCUUCUGUCGCCUCACCGGAAAGCAUUAGCAGUAAAGGGAGGGAUAUGAGUUCUUAUAAUGCUUUUAAAGCAUGUGCUCCCGUAGCAUGGAGCUCGAACCUGUACAUAACUCUUGUAAGAGGAAUCCCGGGCACUAGGAGGCUCCAUAGACGUACCUUAGAAGCACUGCGCCUUGGGAAAUGCAACCGCACUGUGAUGCGUUGGAACACCCCUACCGUCAGGGGAAUGAUCCAGCAGGUGAAAAGGUUGGUAGUUGUAGAAACAGAAGAGAUGUACAAGGCACGUAAAGAGAAAGAAGCUAACCAUCGGGCGUUGCGUCCGCCAUUGGUUAUACAUCAUCCAGCCUCUUCUGCAACCGGUUCCACGUAGUAUCUACCAAAUGGCAAGACUAUAUAUCUUUGUCACCUCAUGCUGUUUCAUUGGUCAAUUAAUUGAUUACUUUGUGUUACAAUUUAUUUUGUUUCAUGUGCAGUGCAGUAAGAUGAUCUUAUAAUAGACAUUUAAGCCGUUUAGACUUUAGAUAUUCAAGGUUUUUGAAGAGUGGAUUUUCUAGCUUAAAUCUUAUGAAAUCAUCCUGGGUUUUUUCUAUGUAACAAGGAGUUACUAUUUCACUGUUUUACCAUGCUGAUUGGCAAUGAAUGAGUCAGAUUGGGAGUUGGUUUUUGGACGGUUUA